This is a messenger RNA of Cylicocyclus nassatus, 300 nucleotides long. NCBI's taxonomy places the organism in Eukaryota, Metazoa, Nematoda, Chromadorea, Rhabditida, Strongylidae. The record is from the annotation of a GenBank genome assembly.
AUGAAGCUCACCGAAAUCUCGAAAGUUCGAAAAGGCAAGAAAUCUUGGUGCAGACGAAUUCUGAAUCCAAGGGAACCGUUCGACUCAGCCCGGAGAGGUGCCAUUUCCUCAUAUAUCAACUCCUCAACCUUGGCUAGGGUCUCAUACGGAAGAUUCCUCGGUGUGCUGAACAGAACACGUAUAGAUCAGCUGCUGCUAUGUGACUGCCUGCUUUACAAAUUAGAAGGAUCGGGAGGCCGUCGCGGCUUUAUUCAUGAACUAGAGGUCCAUGAAACAGGUUUCCUUUUGAUUUCCAUUUGA